UCUCGUGUCAACAGAAGCUAUUGCCGAAUAUAAUGCAAGCAAGCAUGAAAAUCGCCGUAGGAUUAUGUCUCUUGGCUGCUAUGUGUGCCAGCAGGGCGAUUGACGAUCCAGAGGACGAUUUGUUAGCAGAAAGAAUUCGAAUAAGAAAUGCGUUAGAAAUUGUGGAGAGUAUUACACAACGACUUGAACGUCUCAAAUCUGACACUAAAGAAGACACUAUUGACGAAGUCACUAGAAGACAAUGGGAAGAAAUGGAUAAUUUCCGAAAACACAGUAAUCUACUACGCAAUGAAAUGCGCCGAGAAGUGAACGCCGCUAAGAAGAAAGGCAUAGAUGCACAGCCGUGUUACGACACCAACUCUAAAGGCAUAGACGGCCAUCGCGAAGCAGCGACCAAAGAGUCUGAAAAAUGCAAAGAAACUGCUGAAAAAAAUAUCCAGAACAUCCUUGAUCCUCUCGAUAUUAUUAAAUUGACCGGAGAUUCACUGAUAAACGAUUUGGAGUCGCUCAUUAUGGAUUGUCAUGACAUAAACAGUGCCACAGAGAAGGCUUGCAUCAACGGAGAAUUGACGACAAUUAACCAUAAAAUAGAAGCCUACGAUAACGAUGUCAUUUCUGCCGAAGACAGGGCCUUCAUCGCAUCCAACAAUGUUAUUCGACAAGCCAACAAAUGCAUAAGCGACGUUUACGUGUUAGCGCGUUCAAACGGCGAAUCCAGUAUGGAUUCUAACUCCAAAUGCGUUAAGGAUGCUUUAGAAAGAAAAAGCAAGGAAGACAGAUCAGAACAAUUACUUUUGAUUUAAUUUGAAAUUAUUUUCGACAAAACAGACAAUUCGAAAAAAAGUCGUGCUUUUUUCAGAUUAAUAUCAGAUUAAGAUUACGCUUAUUCGUUAUACUUAUAUAACUAACACUGCUAACUAUACGCUGUCUCUAAACUAGAAUAUCAUAAGACAUUAAGAGUAAGAAUUGCGUCAUGUAUUUCGACGAAUAUUUUUUUCUCAUGCAAUACAGAGAAAUAAAAAUAAUUGAAACAUAA
Messenger RNA from Linepithema humile (Argentine ant), 1036 nucleotides. RefSeq lists its product as uncharacterized. Lineage: Eukaryota; Metazoa; Arthropoda; Insecta; Hymenoptera; Formicidae. The record is from RefSeq and is a predicted model, not a curated record.